Molecule: messenger RNA, 2148 nt
Organism: Sipha flava (yellow sugarcane aphid)
Lineage: Eukaryota; Metazoa; Arthropoda; Insecta; Hemiptera; Aphididae
Exons: 4
Coding region: 328-2019 (563 amino acids)
Source: RefSeq, a predicted model, not a curated record
UCGUGGCUCGUCACACACGCUCCGCACCAAUAUUGACACGCGUCGCAAGUCGGACGUGGCCACGGCCGUCGUGGUCGCCGCGGUCGUGCAGUUAAAACGUGCGCGACCGUUCGCGGACAGCCAACUCGUGAGUGCGAGUGAGAGCGUGGGAACAUUUCACGGACGAACGGACGAGGCGAUUAACCGAAACCACUGCAUAGCCGACCCCGUUCGGACACCGACAGGGGCUUGCACGUGCGACGCGCGCACAUUGUACAUACGCACUUACGCGGAGAACGCGCACGCGAGGGCUCGGGUUCUGGCGCGACGGACCGACGACCGACCGACAUGUCCGCCGAGACGACCAACGGCAUCGCCGGCACCAACGCCGCCGUCGCGUUGACGCUGCUGUUGCUGUGCUGCUUGUGUUACUGCUCGGCUCAACACGAGGAACGGGCGAAGUCUGAACACGACCAUGUGCGGACGAAGAGUAGUUCGGCGUGGGCACCUAGAGCCCAACUCGUGACCAAUGGCAUGCCACCCUUAACCCCGGGCGUCGCUGAGCCGGCAACCACCGACGGCGACGGUGACGAUGAAGCGGUGUCGAGCGGCGUUCCCGGGGCGACAAACGAUGACGGCGGCACGAUGCUCCACGAUUACCUAUUCCGCAGACCGUCCAACAUGUUCCGGGGCCUGUUGCGGACCGGCGUAAACGUGGUCCAGCGCAGCAUGGACACGUUCCAAGGCGUGUCGUCCAAGAUGUUCGAGAUAGCCCGGCACCGGACCCGUAGGGCCAAAAGCAACGCCACCGAGAGCGCCUCGCGUUCCGUCGUCCCGAAGGCCGCGGACAGCGCGGAGCCCGCGAACGACGAGCCGAGGGCUGGCGGCGGCCGGCCGAGGUCUGGACGCUUUCCCACGGACUUUGGUGGAUCCGUGUUCAACAUGAUCGAUACCGGAAUCGCGGGCAUGGAGCAGGUCACCGAUCUGGGCCUGCUGCUGGGCAACAUUGGCACGCACAAGAUCCGGGCCGGGCUGAACGGCAAUAACGGCAACCAAGAGAUCUUCAAACUACUGGUCAAAUAUAUCGGAUCGAGAGUCGGUAUGAAUACCAAAGGCAGUCCGACACAGAUAAUCGAUGAUGUCGGUACGAUAUCUACGUUCAUGGCCACAGAUGACCAAGUGACCCAUGCGAUAUCCUUGGUGAUGGAAAGGUUGAUGACCAACCCAAAGGUCAGCUCCGCUUUGGUGCGCAUGAUCAUCAGCAUAUUGGAUUCCAGCCCGUCCACCUCGUGUUUGCUGGACAGGCUGCCGCUAUCGCCAUCGGACAUACGGAUGGCGUUCGAAGUGUUCGUCGGCAGCAACGGUCAAAUUAUGAUGAAAACAAUCGCGGGGCUGUUGUCCGAAUUGACCACGGGGCCGGACACGAGAGCAUUUUUGGAAUCGGUCAUGGGCAUGAUGUCCAUUUUCAAAAGCAACGGUCCGGCUUCAUCAAACUCCACACAGCCGGAAAAACCGAAGUCUUUAUUCGGUUCGGUGACCAGUUUCUUUAUGGGAAGUGACGACAGCAACGAAGAUAAGACACUCGAGAAAACAGCGGUAUCGUCAUCGAUCUCGUCCUCGGUACCACUGUCAGUUUCGGCAAGGAGAAAGAAAAUUAGAGACCGCGUGAAAAAACCAAUAGCCCCAGUCGAAGAGGACUCUUGGUUCACCGACAACGAUGAUGACAAUGAAAUUAAAACGUUUCGGGCACCGACGACAAGACCGUUGAAACGCGAUCAAGAGUCGCGGUCGAGGAAAGCCAACAGACCCGAUAAGAGCGAAAAUGAUAGGGUACCGUCCAGAAGCAAUAAGAGAAACGGGAACUCUAUUUUCGACAGCAAUAGCAAUAGUGACGACAGAAAGAAGAGCAGAAGCAAGAGUCAUCGGAAGAUGACCGGAGAUGACGGACACAAUGGCGGAAGGAGCAAAAUGCAAUCGAGUAAAACAAUGAAAAACGGACAGUCAAGUGGAGCCAUCAGUGGAGAUGAUGACGACUGGUAAGAGGAGAAACACAGCGCUAUGUACUUUCGGCCUACUCUGCCUCACUGACGCACACGUUAAAUAAUGUUAACAAACUUUAUUUCGAAAGUAAAAAUAUUUUAUAAAAUAUACAACAUUUAAUGCACCAUA